Messenger RNA from Glycine soja, 1284 nucleotides. Its product is annotated as protein EXORDIUM-like. Bases 81 to 1034 code for a protein of 317 amino acids. The transcript has a single exon. The record is from RefSeq and is a predicted model, not a curated record. NCBI's taxonomy places the organism in Eukaryota, Viridiplantae, Streptophyta, Magnoliopsida, Fabales, Fabaceae.
UAUCCCCUUCAUCCACAUCACAACACCCACCCAUCCCUCGUUUCAAAAAAAGGGCCGUUAUUGUUGUUACCAUCCAAAAAAUGGCCGGUCUUGUUGUUUCUUCCCAAUGCUUUCUCAAACUCUUGCUUGUAGUUUCAGUCUUUCAUGUUUCCUUUGCUGCUAGGAGGUUGAAUGAGCUGGUUCAGGACCAGUCUCAGUUGCUCCAUUACCACAAUGGUCCUCUUCUAUACGGCAAAAUCGCCGUCAACCUCAUCUGGUAUGGUAACUUCAAACCAUCCCAAAAGGCUAUCAUCACCGAUUUCGUUACCUCACUGUCAUCCCCAGCGUCUCAGAGCAGCCAACCCUCUGUUGCCACGUGGUGGAAAACCACGGAGAAGUACUACCACCUGAGUCCCAGGAAGGCUUCUCUCUCCCUCUCUCUCGGCGAUCAGAUUCUCGACGAGACAUACUCGCUGGGGAAGUCACUAACCGGCAAGAACCUCGUCCAGCUGGCUUCCAAAGGCGGACAGAGGAACUCCAUCAACGUUGUUCUGACAUCCGCUGAUGUGGCGGUCGAAGGUUUCUGUAUGAGCCGAUGUGGGACCCACGGCUCUUCCGCUUCUCAUCUGAAGAAGAACAGCAAGAGCUACAAGUUCGCCUACAUCUGGGUGGGAAACUCCGAAACCCAAUGCCCGGGGCAAUGCGCGUGGCCAUUCCACCAACCCAUUUAUGGGCCCCAGAGCCCACCCUUGGUUGCUCCCAACAACGAUGUGGGACUUGACGGAAUGGUCAUAAACCUCGCCAGCCUCCUUGCCGGAACCGCCACCAACCCCUUCGGAAACGGCUACUUCCAGGGUCCCGCGGAGGCUCCGCUCGAAGCCGCGUCGGCGUGCCCUGGGGUUUAUGGGAAAGGGGCUUACCCUGGUUAUGCUGGGGACUUGCUGGUUGACUCUACCACUGGUGCUAGCUACAAUGUAAAGGGGGCUAAUGGGAGGAAGUACCUUGUUCCUGCUCUGUAUGAUCCUUCUACGUCGUCUUGCUCAACGCCCGUGUGAUCAGAAGGGUUAUUUUGGUGAUGCCGAUCGUUCUGUUCCAUGCUGCUACUACGAUGAUGUUAGAAACCACGGAUUAGGGAGGUGUACAAAGCUUCUAAUAAACAUUUUUGUAGAAUUAUUUCAUUUAUUUGUUUGUUUAUACUAUCUUCUGGAUAUGUACGCGGAUUAAGGAUGUUAUGUAGUAGAAGCAAAUGUUCUUCCCUUUGCUUUUUAAUAUUAAAAAAUUUAUUUUUAUUACUCUUCACCAAAA